AUGCCCAAGGUGAAGCAUUAUUCGGCAGCUUGGCUGUCCAAGAACGCCCCGGGCAACCAGCUCUUUGAGCCUUCGGCCGACUCCCUGCGAUCCAAAGCCCUGUCGUCGCCCUCGAAGAAGAAGCAGACUCCGGGACCCAGGAGAACCAUUGCCCGUCGCGGAACGGAGGUGUUUGUUGCCGUGGGGAAGGAAAUCCGAUGGGGUGAUCUGGUCUACCUCAAGGAAGAAUGGAUGGAGAAACAGUCCAGGAGGAGGAGAAGUUCGAGCGUUCGAGUGAAGCAGGAGGACGAUACCUUGCACUCGAUUGAGCUUGAGCCGGCUGAGAUGGCCGCUGGAUGGAGGACACUCAAAAUACCGGUGGCCGACGACAUCCGACAGCUCAGCAUCUCCCCGAACACGAACCUGCUGGCCGUUCUCACGACGCAUACCGUCCACAUCUGUGUGCUGCCCGACUCCUCUCACCUGACGAGCGACGAUGCCAGCCCGUUGAAGCCUAAAACGUACACCCUCGGACCGACGACCCACGUCACCUCUCGCGCUCCCAUUGCAUCCGCUCUAUGGCACCCUCUGGGAGUUAACGGCUCUUGCGUGGUGACUGUCACGGUUGACGCAAUUGUCCGCGUGUGGGAGCUGUCGACGCAGGACCGCUGGUCGUUUGAUUCUCCAACAACGUCAAUAGACUUGAAGAAGUUGGCGGAUGGUACGAAUGUGGACCAGGAUUUCUCUGCAUCGGUGUCGGCCACCAGCAAGGCCUUUUCUCCCGACUCGUUUGAGAUGGAGGUGGCCGCAGCAAGCUUCGCGACUAAGGGAUCCGGCGGCUGGAAUCCGAUGACGUUGUGGGUGGCCAUGCGAGAGGGAGAUGUGUAUGCGCUGAGCCCCCUUCUGCCACAGCGUUGGGCACCUCCGCCGACAUUGAUACCUUCGCUUUCAGUGUCCAUCGUUACCACCGUAGCGGCCAUUGAGGACGACCCUAGUGUUGACGACAAGACCAGGCUGUUGGCACAGCAACAGCUGCAGUGGAUGGGCGAGAUUGAUUCUCAGGAACCCCAAAUCAUCGAUUCUGUGAUCCCAGGGGAGCCUGCCCUGGAGGUUUACACGAGACCUACACGGCCUGGCGUUACACCUCGUCUUCAAGGACCGUUUGAUUUGCAGUCGGAUCCAGAAACAGGAGAUGACUUGGAUAGCUCCAUCACGGACAUCCUUGUCAUAGGAAAGAAGACGGAGACAGAGGAUCUCAUGCUGGGCGAGGAAGACGAACUGGAUUUCGACAAUGGAGAUCAGGAAGGUCUCUCUCUCACCAUCGUUUGUCUGUUGUCAACCAGCGGCCAAGUACGAGUUUACCUGGAUACCGAUGGAGUCCAAGCCCAGUGGCUCCCCCCCAAGGGCAAGAGCAGGCUCAUCCGUGCUCUAGCAGCUGAAACGGAGCCGCCUACUUUGCUGGCGUUCCAGGCCAUUGAUACCAUGACCCCAGUCGAAGUCAACGAGGGCAGCUGGCCGGUCUUCAGCCUGGACGUUACGUCACGAUACAGCUUCUUUGUUACACACCACGCAGCCAUCACCUUCAUUUCGCUCACUCCCUGGAUUUUCAGACUAGAGGGAGAGCUACAAGGGGAGUUUGAAGCCGGUACGGAUUUCCGUGUCGGUCUCCUGGCCAACUCACAGUCAAUCAGAGACAGGGUCUACGCACAACAGGCAGCAGAUGUCAAUAUCCCCCUGGCAGCUUGUGUUACCAUUAGGGAUCCGGAUCUUGAAUACUUUUUACUCUCAGCAACCCCCUACGAGCCUAUCGCUCUGACGUUUGAGACACCUGAUGACGAGCGAGUCAUCAUAAAACUGGAACAGGAGACCCCCGUCCGCGAACGUGAGGCUAGCAUGGCUCCUCUGGACUUUUACGAGCCCCGCCCAGUAUACUACCCUCCACACACCUUUAGCGAAUCAUCUGCUCUAUCAGAGCUGCUGGAGCGCUUGCGCACGUCUCGCCACAAGACCAUCGUUGGCCAGGAGGUGAGACUCAGUCCACUAACACUGUCCAUCUUCACCGACGCGCACAAGGUGCUCAGUGAGGAGACGUACAAGCUGGGUGUAGCCGCGGCCGAGGUGUUUCGCCGAUGUGAACUCUUACAAGCGGAAUUGCGGCAACAGGUCAGGAAAGCCAAUGAGGUCAAGGGCAAGAUUGACACCAUCAACGGAGUUCAUAGGGAGAAUAAGGAGCCAGAUAAUGCCAUGUACGAGAGGCGAAUCAAUGAGGCCAGGGAGCGGCAGGAAAGACUAACGCAACGGAUGGAGGACCUGCGGAAGAUGGUGAGCAAGGGAACUACGCGGGAUCUAAGCACCAAAGAGCGGGCAUUUGUGGAGGAAGUCAAGUCUAUGGAGGGUAGUGUAUGCGGACCGGCUCCAGGGGCUGAGGCCGGGUCUCGAAACCUGGCGAAGCAGGUAUGGAAGCGGCUGGAGGAGGUCAAGAGGCUGCAGGCAGAGCUGGUGGCCGAGGCCGAGGCCCAGAAGAACGCCAGCGGGCCCGAGUCCCCAGCAUCAACGAGCGUGGAUCUCCGAAUCCCACAAGACAUACGACGCAGCAAGCUGCAGCAGGUGCAAGGUCUGCUGUCCAGAGAGUCUGCGCUAGUUGAAGCGGUGACAUCACGGCUGGAGCGACUGCAGGCCAGCAUGUAA
This is a messenger RNA of Trichoderma atroviride IMI 206040, 2667 nucleotides long. RefSeq lists its product as uncharacterized. Lineage: Eukaryota; Fungi; Ascomycota; Sordariomycetes; Hypocreales; Hypocreaceae. Gene Ontology annotation, biological process: mRNA export from nucleus; ribosomal large subunit export from nucleus; ribosomal small subunit export from nucleus. Gene Ontology annotation, cellular component: nuclear pore. Gene Ontology annotation, molecular function: protein binding; structural constituent of nuclear pore. The record is from RefSeq and is a predicted model, not a curated record.